CUUGUGAGGUGGCCUCUUGGCUGGAGCCUGACCACCUAACUUCCUGUUUUUCCUACAGCUGCCUCCUCCCCUCCCUCUUCUCUGGGCUGGAACUGAGCCGGGGAGGAAGGAGGAGCAGCAGAGUUGGCCAGGGUCGCUUUUCUGAUUCCCUGCAGGCUGGGGGCCAGGACGGCCUCCCUAAGCAAGCAGGCGGAGGCACAUAUAGCCCUAGGUCCCGUCGUUGAAUCUCAGCACUUGCUCCUCUGGCCACAGCAGGAACAAGAGGCUCCUGGAAAGCCCCAACUUCUCACCAGCUCUUCCAUGAGCACACCCUGGUCCCAGGGCCUGAGAUUUCUCCAUGCAGGAGCAGCCAGAAACUCCAGAGGCGGCGGCAACGCCGGACACACCACCCGCCCAACUGCCUCCAGCCCCACCGCCCAGCCAGCUGCUGGUCCCUUCUCUGCCAGUGUUCGUGGACCACGCAAAACAACCAAGCAAGGAACUCAUUAAGCCCAAAGCAAUUUUAGGGCGCCCAGUAGAGAGACCUGCAGAGGCUGCUGCUGCUGCUGCGGAGGCUGCUGGUGCUGCUGCUGAAGAGUGCCCGGCAUUGGGCACCAGGGGAGUUGGAGUCAAAAACCAUCGCUGUCAGCGGAUCCGAGCCAGCCGAGAAGCAGGCUCACGGUUUGCCAUGGAGGGCUUGGAUGAUAAACUGAUCCUGAACGUGGGGGGCAUGCGCCACGAGACCUACAUCAGCACCGUGCGGGCCUUCCCAGGCACCCGCCUCUACAAGCUGACCGAGCCACCCCCGCCUGGCAGUCCAGCUGCUCAGGGUCCACCGGUCCGAGAGUUUUUCUUUGACCGUAAUCCUGAGCUCUUUAGCUAUGUGCUGGGCUACUACCGUACUAGGCAGCUGCACUGCCCCAAUGACGUUUGUCGGGAUGUCCUAGAGGAGGAGCUGGCUUAUUGGGGCCUGGCGGAAGCGCCUUUGGCACCUUGCUGCUGGCUCAAGCUAAGUGGCAGGGAGACCCGGACCCAGGACUUCCUCUCCUGGGAGGCCUGUGAGAACGCCCACCUAGAUGAACGUCUUCUGCUGAACCCCAUGGAAGGCCAGGGACUGCGGAAUGCUUGGAAGCCAUGGCUCUGGGUGCUUCUUGAUCAACCCCAGUCUUCCCUAGGAGCAAAGUGCCUUUCCCUGAUCUCCACACUCUUUGCUGUGUGUGCCCUGGUCAUCUUCUUCCAGGAGACAGAGGUUCAGCUGGAUUACUUCUCUGCCAACUUCACUCCUAUGGGACAUGGGGCGGGGGUGGGGGGAAACCAGCAGCAGCAGCAGCAGCAGCAAAACAAUGGUCUUGUUUAUCGCCGUGCCCCCCACCUGCUCUACCUGGAAUUACUCUGUGCCCUUUGGUUUGGAACUGAGCUUUUUGCACGAGCCAUUUCCUGCCCUGAUAAGGUGCGCUUCCUGUGUAGCCCCCUCAACCUGGCUGACAUCUUCUGUUUGUUCCCUGUGCUGGUGGAAUUAGUGGUGGGUGACAAGGCUGAACGGCAGCCUCGCCUUAGCCUCACCCUUGGGGCCAUUCGUUCUCUCUAUGUCCUCAAGCUGGUUCGUCUCCUGGGCUUUCUUGAAAAGUCCCUGGCCCUGAGAGUCCUGGUUCAUACUCUCCAUUCCUCCUGGAAAGAGGUGUGUGCCUUUCUCCUGAUUUGGGUGGCUGAAAUUUUAUUCUUUGGCUCACUCUUCCUCUAUGGGGAGCUUUUGGGCAUGUCAACCCCAGGACAGAGUGAGCUCCACUUUGGAGACAUCUUUACCUGUCUCUGGUGGACUGUCAUAACUCUCACCACUGUCGGCUAUGGAGACGUCUACCCACUCUCUGCUAUGGGCCAGCUCACUGCUGCUGUCACAGCCACCGUGGGCAUGUGCACUGGUGUCUUGCUGGUGCCUGUGCUCCUGGUCCGCUUCCAGCGCUAUUAUGCUGUAGCCCUGGCUCGCCAGAAACUAAGGCCCAGUGGGAUCCUAUAAUAGGCCCAUUGGUCAAGAGGGGUGGAGCCCACCUUCCUGUACUUCCUCUUGCCAGUUUUUGGUUACAGAUUAGGAUUUCUGGCUUUGGAUUUGGCAAAGAAUCCUUCAGGAGCAGCCCCAGGUCAUGGCAAUUCCUGCUAGUCAGGAGCAGAUAAAUAUCACCUAUAGGUCAGACUCCUCAUCCUCAUCAAGGGAAGAAGGAGCUUAGGGACAAGGCUAGUUACUUCUUACAUUCCCCUGCCCCACCCUAGGCCCUUCUCUGAAUACCAGAAUGACCAGGAAGAAUAUAGUUCUUCCUGGAUUGGUGCUAUAUCCCUCUCUCAACUAGAUCUCCCUUCACAUUCACUCAUCCCUUGCUGCCCAACUGGACCCUAGUCUAGAUGGGAGACUUUUGCAUGAUGGUAGCCAUAGUAUAUCAAGAUUGGUUGCCCAUGUCAAUGGUGAUUGGCUGUGGGUAUCAAUGAUAAUUGUCUGUGAAUAUCUGACAGCAACUGGUUAUGGGUAUUGAUGACAAUUUGUACUUUCAGUGCCCAGGAAUAGCCAGAUUGUAGCAUUGCUCUCUCCGUACUGCUCCUGGGACAAAUGUUCCUUAGAGGCAGAAGGAGGCCUUUGAAGAGUCUCAGAGACUCCAAUCAGAUGCGGGUCAGCCACGUCUGGACCCGAAGCACUCUUAAGUCCAUAACCUCCUCAUCCCAUUAUAUCCUUGCCCAAUUCUGCCUCAUCCCCUCUUCUCCCCAUCUUUGAUUUUUUUCAUAAUAUUUUAGAUUUAGUAUUAGCCAUCAUUAAUCAAAAUAUAUUAGUCAAUAUUAACCACAGUAUCUCAGUCAUGAUAACAGUAUGUAGUCACUAAUAGACAUAAAAUGUUAUCAUUGCAUAUUGUUUGGACAGGAAUGAGGAAACUGGGAUUGUGGACAAGAGUACACAAACAAUUUCCUCUUCCAUAUUUUUUUUCUUUUUUUUUUUUAAUUUUACUCCUUUACAAUUCUUUUUUUUCUUCCAAAUACUUUUCAGUACCCACAACGGGUCUACCUCCAAUCCUCGCUGCUAUUGAAUAUUCCCACCUUCCAACCUCUUCCUCUUUUUUUUUUUUUUUUUUUUUUUUUUUUUUUUUACCUGUGUGCUCUUCCCUCCUGGCUUUCCCAUGGUGUUCCCCACCAUGCACCUCUCUUGGAACUGGCUUCCAGGAGGGACAGAAGGGACCUACUCAGGUCUAACUUCAAAUCAAGCCACUGGGUUGUCUGAACAAGUAACCCAGGCAACUAGGCAGAGCCGGGAGGUUGAAUUGAGCCCUCACUGUUGCUGAAGCUGUGAGCAUAAUUCUGUUUACAAAACUUUUAAAUAAAAUAUCCUUUGAUAUCUCUA
Urocitellus parryii (Arctic ground squirrel) is the source of this 3355-nucleotide messenger RNA. RefSeq names its product voltage-gated potassium channel KCNC1-like. The record is from RefSeq and is a predicted model, not a curated record. Gene Ontology annotation, cellular component: presynaptic membrane; neuronal cell body membrane; postsynaptic membrane. Gene Ontology annotation, molecular function: delayed rectifier potassium channel activity; protein binding. Gene Ontology annotation, biological process: protein homooligomerization; potassium ion transmembrane transport; action potential. NCBI's taxonomy places the organism in Eukaryota, Metazoa, Chordata, Mammalia, Rodentia, Sciuridae.